This is a messenger RNA of Spirometra erinaceieuropaei, 1293 nucleotides long. The record is from the annotation of a GenBank genome assembly. Lineage: Eukaryota; Metazoa; Platyhelminthes; Cestoda; Diphyllobothriidea; Diphyllobothriidae.
AUGGACGACGACAGACUACCCAAACGACUCUUCUACGGAGACAUCGCAACGGGUUCUCGCCGUCGAGGAGGCCAGAUUCGCCAUUACAAGGAUACCCUGAAGUCCUCCCUGAAACGCCUGCAAAUCAACCCCACCAACUGGGAGGAGCUCGCACUCGAUCGACCGACCUGGAGGAAGAAAGUGAAGACAGGCGCUGCGAUCUACGAAGCCAAUCGCAUCGCUGCCGCCAAAGCGAAACGUCAAGCCCGCAAAUCACAACUUCGCCCAGAACUCAACGCCGCCGCACAACCGCUUCCAACGUGUCCUCGAUGUCAACGGACAUUCCGGGCUCGAAUCGGACUUGUUGGACAUCUUCAGACUAACUGGGCCUCUCGAACGGCACCAACCAUCGUCCCCCCGCCCGCCUCUUCCUCCUCCUCUCCGCCGCCAACUAACUCUGACAAUUCUUCUGACCCACCACUUCCAUCAUCCUCCUCCUCCUCCUCCUCGCCCACUGCUCCAACGGCGGCCGCUCAGGCGACUGUCCCGCGCACAACAACCGACAUUACCGCCACCUCCCCCGACUCCAGCGCUGAGGAUCAGGACUACACCUGCCCACACUGCGACCGUACCUUCGCCUCACACAUCGGCCCGGUCGGUCACUUGCGAAUCCAUCGCACAGAAACUGGCGAACCAGUGCGUGAAGCACCAACCUACACCCACCGCACUCGCCUCUACUGCCCUCGCACCUUCAGGCAUCGCAUGGGCCUUUUCGGCCACAUGCGUAUCCACGAGAGCGGCCAUGACCGCACUCCCGACACACCCACCACAUCCACCGUGCACACCCCCACCCUCGCUCCAUCCGUCCGCGCCACCACCACCACCACCACCGACUUCUCUGUAGCUGGCACUGACACCGACCAACUUCUCAUGCCCACACUGUCCACGCAUAUUCACCUCACGCAUCGGCCUGGUCGGUCACUUGCGAAUCCAUCACAUAGAGACUGGCGAACCAGUGCCUGGAGCACCCACCUAUACCCACCAAGCUCGUCUCAACUGCCCACACUGCCUUCGCACUUUCAGGCAUCGCACGGGCCUCUUUGGCCACAUGCGCAUCCACGACGAUCUGCGGUAGACGACCGCCGGUCACACCACACAUUCACUCACUCCCUACCUCCUCCACCACCACCUCCGUCACCCCACCAGAAAUCAACACUCACACACCUCACGCACCCAACUGCCACCUCCCACGCAAGUGGGAAGUCAGCAUCUCGACUCGGUCCCCAUGCGGCCUCGGCUGCACAGGUGACUUGA